Trichobilharzia regenti is the source of this 1266-nucleotide messenger RNA. Lineage: Eukaryota; Metazoa; Platyhelminthes; Trematoda; Strigeidida; Schistosomatidae. The record is from the annotation of a GenBank genome assembly.
AUGCGUCUGCGACUGAAAUUUCUGAACAAAUUUCAUGUUUACGAGACGAGUGUAGCUGAUCCAACAGUCAUCGAGCUUCUGGAGUGCACCUCCAAAAUUUUUGGCUUAAGAAAAGAUAAUGUUCAAAUUAGUUUAAAUGCUAAAGAUUUUUAUGAUUCAAGUGAUUCACAUCCACGUCUGUUGUCUGAACUUGGCGUUGUCAAUGGUGACAUUAUAUACAUUCGUUCAUUGGAAAAGUUAGAUGAUAUUAAAAAGUCAUUAGAAGCUGAAUUAGCUGAUCCCAUAUUUCGAUUAGCAAAUGAAUUGAUUACUUCACAACAGUACUCUUCGAUUUAUUUUCUAGCUAUACCACUUUAUGUAUUUGCAUUUGACAAAGGAUUGAAUAGUGUAGAUAGCAUAAAUGAACAUUAUCAUCAGAGAAGUAUAUCGACAAUUGUCCGAUUGGUAUUCACUUAUCCUCAAGUACCUAACAGAGUGGUAUUCAGUUUAUAUCAGAAUGGAAAUUUAUCUAUUAUUACAGGCAGUGUUCAAUCUCUUCCUGUACGAAAACAGCUUAUUCUACUGACAAAGGAUUAUCUGAUUAAUCAAAGUUUAAUAGACCAAUCCGUUGCCAGUAAAUCAAGUCUUCUAUUUCGAAGAUUACGAUUAUUAGCCGUACGUAUUAAAGAUGAAUUAAUUGAACCUAUACUAUUGGCAUUGCAUUCAGAAUACAAACUCCCACCUAGAAUACAUUUAUGCACACUACCGAAUGAAUUAUUUAGUCAGAUCUUAUCCUGUCUGUCAUUGUCUACACUUGGUUCACUUAUGUUAUGCAAUCAUGAUCUGUACAAUCGUAUACGUGGUUGUAAUACAAUAUGGCGUAUACACUUGGCUAAUUUAGAUGCUAAAAAGAAGCCAAUAUUAGAUGCAGCAUUAAGUCGACAACAAAGACAAUUAAGACAACUUCAAGAACAGCAACAACAACAACAACAACUGCAACAAGAACAACCAGACGAACCAGAUGCUUCAACACUUGUUGGUGAUAAUCAAGAUAACAGGAAUGAAUUAAACAUUCUAGUGAAUAAUGAAGAGAAUUUAUCGAGUUUAAGUAAAGAUUGUCUUAUACCACAGUAUACGUCAUCAUCUAGUUCAACGUUGAAUGAUUCCGAUUCCACGUGGCCUAACAAUCAUGUUCCUCAAUAUGAUGCUUAUGAGCGUUUUCUGGCCCGUCAUAAAAGUCUGUCUAUCCAAAGGCGAAGUUGUGGCAUUAGCCCAAGUAUUACGUAA